Meloidogyne enterolobii is the source of this 1805-nucleotide messenger RNA. NCBI's taxonomy places the organism in Eukaryota, Metazoa, Nematoda, Chromadorea, Rhabditida, Meloidogynidae. The record is from the annotation of a GenBank genome assembly.
AUGCCGUUGGAUAUUACACAAGAAAAAAUUGAACAAUUUAUUGCCGGUCAAUUGGGUGAAGAAGGUGAAACUGAAUUUUUAAAAAGAAUUGUUUCGUCCAAUGAACGUUCAGAAACUGAAAGAAUUUUGGCUAAAGUUCAAAUGAUUCAAGGAGAUUUGAAUACACGUCUUAGACAAGGAGUAGAAGAGAAUUAUCCUCGUUUACUGGAACAAGUUUCUGCAAUUGAACAUUUGGACAGUGCCCACACCCAUUUCCAACAUGAAAUGGAUUCUGUAACUAAAAAAUUUGAUCAAAUAGCAAAUGAAGUGCAAAACAAGUUGGAUAAUGUCCGUUCAAGUGUUCACGCAAUUUCCAAUUUAACAAAAAUAUGUCAAGAAUUGGUAAAUUUAUGCAAAGAAGAAAAAGAUUUGUUAAAAAAGGCUGAAUAUGCAACUGAAUUUGUCUCACUAAUAAAAUCAAAUGAUAAACUUUUAAAGUUAAAAUGGCUUCAUGAAAGCUGUCUAUUCAAAAGAGAAUUAAUUGUUUCAAAAAUACGUCAAGAAUUGUUUGAACAACUUCGAUCUUCUUUACGGUCACUUAAUGCUGGUGUUGUUAAUUCUACAAUGAAAGCAAUGCAAAAAUUGAUAGACAAUUCAACAGUUUAUCAAAAAGAACUUUCUUCACUAAUGGACGAAUCACUUCGUGAACUUGAUGGACUUUUCUUGCAGUUAGGUACACAAUCUAAUACUGAAAAGGCUAGCAAAUUUUUGCCUCAAUUGGGAACAAAACUGCACAGUCAAAUGGAGCAAUUUCAACUUCUAGGCACUGAUAAUGCUCAACAUUUUGCUAGACUUGUUGGAAAAGUGAUUGCUAACAGAGUCCCAGCAAAUGCUCCAUAUGCAAUGCGUUUAGUUCAAACAAUUUAUAAAUCUUUGGGAUCACAUUCAGAUUCUGUCGCUAAUGUUAUUAGAGAUGCAUUACAUCCAUUAAAGACAAGUAUUCACAGUCAAUCACUUGCUAAUUUGUUUGCUGCAAUUGAUGAAAUUUUGGAACAAGAUGAAAAAAGAGAGGCUAUAAUUGUUGAAAAGUUAAAUGCAGUAUUGCGUGCAGAAUUGUCAAGUGUCAAUUGGGAUAAAGAUUUGCAACGUGAAAUGGAAAUAAAUAUUGGAAAAGCAUUAAAAUAUUUAGCAGUAAAAUUAGAAAAUAAUUUAAAAUUUGGAGAGGAAGAAGAAUUGAGGUUUAUUGGAAGAGUUUCUAAAACACAACUUCAAAAUUAUUUAAUUUUAAAUAUUGGAUAUGAAAUGACUAAAUAUUGGCCUAAUUUGUGUACUCCUUUUAAUGCUUUAUUGAAACCCGCGUUGGAAACUAUUGUAGAUGCAAUGCGUGGACUAGUUUCUUUAGUUUUGGCGUCAAUGCAUGAAGAAGAUAUGUCUAAUGCUUCAGCCAGUUCUUCUGAUUAUAUUAAAGAACUUUGUGGUCAUUUAAGAAUUUUCCGUCAGCAUUGUAUUCAAUUAAAACCUUUAAAUGAAUCAUUUGAUGUAUUACCCUCUUUUAUAAAUUUUUGUAUAGAACAAUAUUUGCUGCAUAUUUCUCUUAUACGGCCACAAAAAGACGCUAUUUUAAAAAGAUUUGUUAAAGAUUUUGAUUAUUUAUGUAAAAAUGGAUUGCAGAUUUUUGACUGUAAAUAUUCCAAAAUGUUAAAUUCAUCAAAUCAAAUAAUAAAUUUUAUUCAGUUAAUGCCUAAUAAAUUUGAAGAAAUUUUUAAUGUUAUGGAAGAAGAACAGAAACAAACAGUGGCUUUAACGUAAAAUUGUUUUUCUUUUCA